This is a messenger RNA of Aphis gossypii (cotton aphid), 1230 nucleotides long. RefSeq names its product homeodomain-interacting protein kinase 3-like. The coding region runs from base 178 to 1230 and encodes 350 amino acids. The record is from RefSeq and is a predicted model, not a curated record. Lineage: Eukaryota; Metazoa; Arthropoda; Insecta; Hemiptera; Aphididae. The transcript has 4 exons. Gene Ontology annotation, biological process: peptidyl-threonine phosphorylation; peptidyl-serine phosphorylation. Gene Ontology annotation, molecular function: protein serine/threonine kinase activity; ATP binding.
AAUAUGUAACUAUGAUACGAUUAUUGAUUCACCUGGUUACCGUUAUUGGUGAUCUUCGUUUUUUGGCAUUGCCUCGUAACCGCGACAAACAGUAGACAAUUAUUUAAUUAUUAUUAUAUCAUUAAUAAUUGUGUACAAACGAUAAAACACCUUUCGAAUUAUACAUAUUGACGUACCAUGACAUUGACUGAAAUAAUGGGAAAUGACGUUCUGCAGGAGAACACGAUCGUCUGUUCUCGGUCCUCUAAGUACACGGUGCACAACAUAAUCGGCACCGGUAACUUUUCGCGCGUCUACAGUGCGACGAUGCUGGGCACGGGUAACGAGGUGGUGAUCAAAGUGUUGAACGAUACGUGUUCCAGUAAAAGGUUUGACCGGAAACUGUAUUUCAAGGAGUUGGACUUGUUGAACCGACUCAAGACUAGUCGACUUCGGGCUCGGUACGUUCAAGUGAGAGACGCAUUCCUGCUAAAAUCAGGAAAGUUAUGUUUCGUCAUGGAGAGGUUGGGCAGCACCCUGCAUUCCGUGUUGCAUAACAUCGGUCCACUGCCAAUGGCCAUGUGCCGACCGAUCGUCAGACAGAUCGCACAAGGCUUGGCGGGUUUGAAGUGUUUGGGAAUCGUGCACGCCGACCUCAAGCCCGACAAUAUAAUGUUCUGCGCUGGGACAGCACACAAUCUGAUGGUGAAAAUCAUAGAUUUCGGUUGUGCGUUCGACAUAAAGAAAGUGGAAACCAUGCACCAUAAACAGAUCCAAGCGAUCCCUUACCGCGCGCCAGAAGUGUGCUUCCGAAGUAAUCUGGACCACGGUUUGGAUAUAUGGGCGCUGGGAUGUAUCAUGCCGGAAAUUGUUACCGGCGUCAAGCUGUUCGGCGUGGCCGAAGAGGAGCUGUUGAUCAAAAUGAUUUUACGCACGCGGCCCGUGCCCAAGUCCUUGAUAUCAAAUUUACCAAUAGAUAGCCAGGAAACAAAUCUAACCAGCGGUUGGAUAGAGUUUCAGAAUUUGUACGCUGACUUGAUUGGUCAACGUGACCAGCAAUGGUGUGAUGAUAUCGUGUGGUUUAUGGACUUGGUGUACAAAAUGCUAAUUGUUAUGCCGGAAACGCGUAUAACAGCAGUUGACGCACUUGCACAUCCGUUUCUGACAAUUGUGCAUUUCAUCGAUUACCCGAACACAGUGAUGACCAAGAAAAACGCUGAAUUAAUGGCAACAUGUGCGUUGGACAUCUAA